Messenger RNA from Trichoderma citrinoviride, 6336 nucleotides. RefSeq names its product polyketide synthase. Gene Ontology annotation, molecular function: fatty acid synthase activity; 3-oxoacyl-[acyl-carrier-protein] synthase activity; serine-type peptidase activity. Gene Ontology annotation, biological process: proteolysis; secondary metabolite biosynthetic process; fatty acid biosynthetic process. NCBI's taxonomy places the organism in Eukaryota, Fungi, Ascomycota, Sordariomycetes, Hypocreales, Hypocreaceae. The coding region runs from base 1 to 6336 and encodes 2111 amino acids. The record is from RefSeq and is a predicted model, not a curated record. The transcript is spliced from 5 exons.
AUGGCCAGUGUAUCCGGAGUCGUCUUUUCUCCGCAGAGCCGUGCGCCCUCGAAGCUGUAUCUGGACUAUAUCCGCGAGAUACUCACCGGAUCGGCCAUCUACUCGCCGCUUUGCGAGGCAAUCUCGGGGCUUUCCGCAACGUGGUUGGCAAUUGCAAACUAUCAGCCAAGAAUCUCCUCUCUGGAGCAAGGCCUGGCUCUUGCACGAUAUUUCCCGAGAUGGAUCGCGACGGGAGAGUCUUCAGGGCUGGAGAGCAGCAUGUCGGGGGUCGUCACAUUACCUCUCCUGACAAUAAUACACGCGGUUCAGUAUGUCGAGUAUCUACGGGAGGCCCGUAUCACACACUCGGAACUGCUCCAAGAUCUGCGGGCCGGUGGCGCCCAGGGGUUUUGCGCUGGAUUGAUAAUGGCCAUUGUACUGGCUACGUCAAAGGACGAAUCACAACUAAUAAAUAAUGCAGCGAAAGCCGUCCGAAUAGCCUUUGCAAUCGGGGCAUAUGGCGAGAUUGGCUGUGAUGCAAAGUCAACAACUUCUACAACAAUGGUGGUAAGGUUGAGAUUAGGCUCUGAAAGAGAGCAAAUCAACCGCGAAUUUCCAGAGUCCUAUAUCUCUGCCAUAUCCGAUCCCAAGACGAUAAGCAUUAUUGCCCCAUCAUCCCAGAUUACCGCCAUCCAGGCGUAUAUAGAGGCACUAGGCCUCUCGUUCAAGAUGGUCCACAUGCGAAGCAACAUCCACAAUCUGAACAAUGUCACUCUCGCAGAAGAGUUGCUGGAAUUUUGCUUGCGAGACGCAGACUGGCAGUUACCCAACAGCGAUAAUCUCCAAGUUCCUGUACGAUCUAAUAGGAAUGGACAAAUUCUUUCGGACUGCUCGCUUACAGCUGAGAUCAUCAACACUAUUCUUACCGCUUGCUGCGACUGGGAUACGGUCAUGAAUAGUGUAGCGCAAGAUCUUGGCCGAGCCGGGAAAUCCCACCGGAUAGCUAUGAUUGGCCUGGGAGACUGCAUACCUCUCCCGCCGUUUCAGAAGAAGGGCAUCGAAAUCACCAAAGUGGAUGCUAUGAGCUUCACAGACGACGCAAAGGGACUGACGAACGGUGCCGUCUUCUCAACCCCGGAUUCCUUCCCUUCCAAUUCGAUCGCCGUUGUAGGCGCUGCUUGUCGAUUACCGGGGGCAAAUACACUGGAGGAGCUGUGGGAUCUCAUUUCCCGAGGAGAAUCGCGGCUGGAAACGCUGCGUCAAGAUCGCGUCAAGCUAGAAGAAUCCUUCCGGGCAUCACAGGACAAGGACUGGGCCACACAGCGAAAAUGGUUCGGAAAUUUCGUUGACGGGGUGGCUGAGUUUGAUCACGGCUUCUUCGGUAUAAGUCAGAAAGAAGCGGCAUACAUGGAUCCCCAGCAGCGGCUCCUGCUGACCUGCGCGUACGAGGCGAUGGACGCCAGCGGUUAUCUCCACAGCCACAGGCGAGAGAAUGGCGAUCCGGUCGGCUGCUUUAUCGGCGCGAGUUAUACCGAGUAUAACGAGAAUUCCAACGCUUACGCUCCUUCUGCAUUCGCCGCAACAGGAACGAUUCGAGCAUUUCUUUCAGGCAAAAUCAGCUACCACUUUGGCUGGACGGGCCCCUCCGAGGUCAUUGACACGGCGUGCUCAGCGUCGCUAGUUGCUGUUCAUCAUGCAGUUCGAGCGAUCCAGUCUGGAGAUUGUUCCAUGGCUCUCGCUGGCGGCGUGAAUAUCAUCACCGGAAUCCACAACUACAUCGAUCUCGGCAGAGCGGGUUUUCUCAGUAAAACGGGUCAAUGUAAGCCUUUUGAUGAAGCCGCGGAUGGGUAUUGUCGUGCAGACGGAGUUGGGCUUGUUGUAUUGAAGCCGCUCAAGCAAGCAAUUGCUGAUGGGAAUCACAUAAUGGGUGUUAUUCCUGCGACAGCUACAAACCAGGGCGGCUUGUCUCAUGGCAUCACAGUUCCGCAUGGAGAUGCUCAGAAGGCGCUCUACCGCCAAAUCAUCAAGACUGCCCGAAUUGAGCCGGACCAGGUGACAUAUGUCGAGUCACACGGGACAGGUACUCAGGUCGGAGAUCCUAUCGAAAUCUCCAGCAUUCGCGAAGUCUUUGGAGGAGGGUCCCGACAAUCGAUUGUGCAUAUUGGAUCCCUCAAGGCCAACGUAGGACACAGUGAAACCGCUGCUGGGGUUGCCAGCCUUCUCAAGGUUCUCACCAUGUUUGCUCACAAAGGCAUUCCUCCGCAAGCUGGUUUCAAGACGCUGAAUCCGAAAAUCCCCGCUCUCGAGCUUGAUAACAUGAGAAUCGCCACUGACCUCGUUUCAUGGGAUGCAAAACUACGUAUAGCUUGUGUCAACAGUUAUGGGGCCUCGGGAAGUAACGCGGCACUGAUCUGUGCGGAAUGGAUUGCCGAGGGAGAGACACGGAGAGCCGAUACGUCGUCUUACCCAGUGUUUCUGAGUGCCCAUACCAAGGACAGUCUGAGAGACUCCGCAAACCGAUUGGCCUCGUACCUACAGGGUCCCGGAAAAGCGUUGAGCAUUGGAAGCGUAUCGUUUACUCUGAGCCAACGCAGAAGACAUCACCGAUUUCGAUGGUCCACCACCGUCCAGGGCCUAUCUGACUUGACCAAAGAACUGGGCUCUGAUGUGGUAGGAACCUGUGUCGAGAUCCCCAAGACAAGGAAACCCGUUGUUCUGGCAUUUUCUGGUCAGUCGAAGACGAAAGUUGGCCUUGAUCCCACUCUCUGUGAUGCAUAUCCCCACUUUCGGAAUUACCUGGGGCAAUGCAACGGCAUACUGCGAAGCUUGGGCUAUGCAGACAUCAUGGCUUCUCUUACUCAAACAGAGGCAGUCACGGACGUCGUCGCCCUUCAUGCGGGUACAUUUGCCGUUCAAUAUGCCUGUGCCAAAAGUUGGCUAGACGGCGGAUUGCAGGUUGACGCAGUGAUUGGCCACAGUCUCGGCGAGUUGACGGCGUUGGCUGUAUCCGGUGUCCUAUCUCUGGAAGAUGCCCUGGGUUUGGUUGCGAAGCGAGCUUCGUUGAUAGAGAGCAAAUGGGGCUCGGAAACGGGAGCCAUGCUGGCGAUUUACUCAGACCUCGAGACCGUUCAACGAAUCCUUGCGAGCUCAAACACGGUAGCCGUGGAAGAUCGCCUCGAGAUUGCCUGUCACAAUAGCCCUAGCGCUCAUGUUGUUGUCGGAAAGCGAUCAUCUAUCGCUCGAGUCGAGAAGCUCAUCGAUAGUAAUCCUCACCUUCACGGCACGCGAUAUCAGCGUCUCGACGUAAGCCACGGCUUUCACUCGAGGUUGACUGAGCCGCUAAUCCCGGAUCUCAUCAAGUUCUCAAAUACUUUGACGUUCAAUGAGCCUCUCAUUCCGCUGGAGACAUGCACAGAGUCACCUGUUCGAAGCAUCGCGCCAAGUUAUAUCGCAGAACACUCGAGAAACGCAGUCUACUUUACUUCUGCCGUUCAGCGUGUCGAAAGCCGUCUUGGUCCUUGCAUCUGGUUAGAGGCCGGGUGGCAUACCCCAAUCAUCCCUAUGAUAAAGAAGGCUGCUGCAAAAGCCGAGAUGCACAGCUUCCACUCAUUAAAUGGCUCGUCUGCCGCCGUCACCAAUAUCACAGCUGCUCUCUGGAAACAGGGCCUUCCAGUUUCUUGGUGGGCGUUCCUCUCCCUAGAAGAAGACCCAAAGCUCAACCACAUCUGGCUGCCGCCAUUCUCUUUCCAACGAUCUCGCCAUUGGCUAGAUCAUAUAGAUCGAGCGAUCGAAGUUCAGCAGUUACAGGGCUCAAUUCAGAAUCCCGACGGCCAGGUACUUCAGAAACCAGCUCAGCUGGUAAGCUUUGUCGGCGCUUCAGGGACAGACGAUGAAUUCCAACUCUUCACACAGGGUGAAAAGUACAGCAAAAUGGUCAUAGGCCAUGCUGUUCGCCAAAGGCCUCUUUGUCCGGCUUCUAUGUACAUGGAAGCUGCCGUCAUGUGCGCUCAGGAAAGAGGCUUCGACUUUGAUAGGCAAACGAUCCGAUUCCGCAACAUUGGGUUCCAUAAUGGCCUGGGGUGCGACGAUAGUCGUGACGUGAGCGUUAUGUUGGGACUGAAUGCGGAAUCAAGUGCUGCUGGCGCAUGGCGAUUUUCGGUCAACAGCUCGAAGAAGGAUGACGCAAAGUCUGUGAAGACGAAGCAUGCGGAUGGACAGUUUGAUGCCUCACCAGGGUCGCCCGACUUUCACAUAUACGAGGCACUGAUCCUGGAUCGCAUGGCGGCCCUUCUCAAGGACCCGAAUGCAGAGCACCUUAUGAAGAGGACCGCGUAUGCUCUGUUCUCGAGAGUCGUCGAGUAUGCCGAUCUGUUAAGAGGAAUCUCCUCCAUUACUCUGUCUGAAGGACAAGCUAUCGCAGAGAUUGAGGUCCCAGGCGAGAUGUUCAUCAGUCGCGAGAGUACCGUCGACCGUUUCAUGGACGCCAUAUCUCUGGACACCUUUAUCCAGGUCCUCGGCUUAUUGAUCAACACGAGCGGCAAGACUGUAGGCGAUGAAAUAUUUGUUGCAACAAGCAUUGAAAACAUGACAAUUCUUCCCUGCGACUUCUUGAACCAGAGACGCUGGAGUGUAUACGCUAUGUUUGGCAUGGACGGAGAUCGACGAGCUGUUGGGGACGUCUUUGUCUUCUCUGCUGAAGGCAAGCUCGUCGUCUUCGGGUCGCGAAUCUCUUUUACCAAGAUCCAAGCAAGUGUACUUGAAGGGCUCCUUGACGGAAAUAGCCCACGACCGAUCAUUGCGAAAUCUCAGCGACCUGAGGGUAAAGCUGUGCCCAAUGGAGUUCACGGGGUGCGCGAAGAUAACCACAUCGCUACGGAAACUUCCGUACAUCUUGUCAAUACGCCGCCCGAAAACCCUCAAGGUCCAGCUCACAGGUUUGCCGACGUCAAGGUGCUGAUAGCCAGUUACAUCGGUCUGUCAGCUUCCGACAUUGGCGAGGACGAAAGCUUCAGCAGCCUAGGCUUGGACUCACUAUCCUCUGUUGAACUUGCCGAUGAGCUGCGAGUCAAAUUUGGAAUUGAGGUUUCGCCGACCGACGUGCUAACAAUGCAAGUGAGCGAGCUGAAGAAAGGGUUCGCGUCUGAUGAUGCGAAGUCGACUGGUGUCAAAGAACCGGAGAUAACGAAGCUCACAAAUGGAUAUGUCAAUGGAGAUGCGAAUGGACAUGUCGUGCAAGCCAGUGCGCUGGCAAACGGCCGUGUGAAUGGGCAAGUAAAUGGACAUGCCAACAGCUAUACAAACGAGACCAGCGGACAUCAUCUGGAGAAGCCAUUGAAGCCGCGACAGUACACGAGGCACCGUGUCGAAACGGUCACUUACAAAGAGAUUGACGGCAUCCAGAUCCCGGCAGACAUCUUCAUCCCGCUAGAGCUACCCUCGGAGGCUAUGCCCAUAGCACUCAUGAUUCACGGCGGUGGCCAUCUAACGCUCUCGCGGAAAGCCAUUCGGCCGUCUCAGACAUCGUUUCUACUGGCGAAUGGGAUUCUGCCUAUCAGUCUGGAUUAUCGACUUUGUCCUCAUGUCAACAUCAUUGACGGACCUAUGGCAGAUGUGCGAGAUGCCUACGCCUGGGCAAGGAAGGAUGUUCCCCUGCUGCUACAGGAGAAAGGCAUAAGGGUGGACGGCUCUAAGAUUGUCGUUAUUGGCUGGUCCACGGGAGGCCACCUCGCAUUGACUACUGCUUGGACUACCCCCGCCCUGGGGUUGCCUCCUCCGUUGGCUAUUCUAGCGUUUUACUGCCCUACACAUUACGAUCCUUCAGAUGAUUCAUUAAUGAUGGGCAAAGAAUAUCAGCCUCGCACAAUGUCCAUGUCCGAAAUACGAAAGGCGUUAGGAACGCAGACGGCGACAAGUCACGCAUUCAGUAGGACUGAUACGACCGGCUUGGGCUGGCUCCAACGGGGAGAUCCUCGCUCAGAGCUCGUCCUCGCUCUUGUCAAAGAGAAGAAUGGCAUGGCUAUCCUCCUAGAUGGGAUUCCUACUGAUGGGGACACUCUACAAGCCCCUGAGCCACAGCGAGUUGCAGCAAUCAGUCCGUUGGCUCAGGUCCAAAAAGGCAACUACCAUACGCCGACGUUUGUGAUAAUUGGCGAUGAGGAUGAAGUUGUUCCCUUUCACUCGUCGGUUGACUUCGUCGAUGCUUUGAGCAAGCAGGGGAUCAGACACGGGUUCAUUCCGGUGCCAGGUCAGCGACACAUUUACGACUUGACGCUUACGCCAGGGAUGGCGGAAUGGGAGCAGUGGGUGGCUCCGGGCUACAGAUUCUUGUUUCAGAUUCUUGGUAUCAUUGCUCAGUAA